Messenger RNA from Pocillopora meandrina, 447 nucleotides. Lineage: Eukaryota; Metazoa; Cnidaria; Anthozoa; Scleractinia; Pocilloporidae. The record is from the annotation of a GenBank genome assembly.
GUGAAACUCACAAAGGAAGAUAUUCCAGGUGCUUCUCUUGAAGGAAGGUUGCCAUCUCAGAAAAUUGAAGAACAAAAUUCUGGCUCGAUGUCGUGGCGACUCUUGCAAAGGACUCAAAACAAAGCAGAAUACGUAACUGAAAAGGUACUUUGGAAUUUACGUAGACCACGUUGUUGAAAGCAGCUUCUUGUUACCUUUUAUGAUAACUCUGAGGUUAUGGAAGUACUAAACUGUUUAAACAAUGAAAUUGUGCCUCUCAUAACCGUGAGUUGGAUGAAUACAUUUUAAGUGGUCGCUACAAUAAUAUUAUUGACCCAGGAUAAAAUUUGUACAAAAAGAAAGGAUAAAAUUUAUACAAAAAGAAAAGAAAAGCAAAAAGGUUGUGUAGACCAGGGAGUCGCAUCAUUAAUAAAGCCAAUUAAAUAUCCUGAAGACGGUUGGUCUUCU